CAAGGAAAAGGAAAAAGAUAAAAAAGAAAAGGACAAAGACAAAGAAAAGGAAAAAGACAAAGAAAAAGAUAAAGAGAGAUCGGAAACACCUACCAUAGAAAAGAGUUCAAAACAAAGAGGAAGUUCUGUCAGUAGUUCCCAGUCAAGUACGUCAGGUAAACAAGAGUCCAGUAGUACAGAGGCACCUGCUGCUGAACUUAAACGCAAGAGGGCCAAGUCAGAUUUAGGCACAGAAUCGACACCAACAUCAGAAUCCACCGUAGGAACGCCUUCAUCCUCAAUCCCAGACCAACAAAAGCGGAAACGCAUGCGAGCAGAAACUCCCUCCGACCCAGCUCCUGUCAGUGCACCAAUACCAGAGCCUGCAGCACCUGUCACUCCCCUUGUUUCCAUGGCACCAGCAACCUUCCCCUCCUCAACAGUCGGCCCAGCUGCCACCCCCACCACUGCUGAACUAAAGCGGAAGCGCACAAGAGGAGCAGUAGAGGCUGUCGUUGAAUCGGAAGAAGCUUAUUUAGCGAAGGUAGAAGUGAAAAUAAAGAUACCUGAUGAACUAAAACCUUGGUUAGUGGAUGACUGGGAUCUCAUAACACGACAAAAACAGUUGGUGUCGCUUCCCUGUAAAGCAACAGUUGACAAUAUUCUGGACGAUUAUGUGAGAAGCAAGACCACCAAGGGAAGUACUUGUAACAAAGAUGCAAUCAUUGAGGUAACCCAAGGAAUCCGAGAGUAUUUCAAUGUCAUGCUCGGCACACAACUUCUCUACAAAUUUGAAAGACCACAGUACGGUGAGAUUGUAAAGGAACACUCAGACAAACCUAUGACCAACAUAUAUGGUGCUGUCCAUCUUCUACGUCUUUUUGUAAAACUUGGAGGUAUGCUAGCCUAUACAUCACUGGAUGAGAAAAGUAUCCAACUUCUACUUACCCACCUACAGGAUUUCUUGAGGUACAUGCAGAAAAACUCCGCCACCCUGCUGAGUAUGAAUGACUUUAUUGUGGCCCCUCCAGACUACCAUCGGAAAGCUAUUUUAUGAGAACAUGGAGUCAAAUUUAUACUUUGUUGUUUUAUUUCUUUCAUUUUGUUAUGGAGGAUAGAAUCGAUAAUCAGGCGGACACCUGUUCUACUGGAACUGUUAGAAUGUGGCAAUUUUGUAAACUUUAUGUCAAUCUCAAAUCUCUUGAUUAUCAUGUGAGUUUUACAAUAGAUACAUCAGUUUUGUAUAUUUCCAUUGCUAAGUUUUCAUACAGAUAAAAUUGAUCCCAUUUUACAGUGGUAUAUGCGCUUUUAUAAUAAUCACAUGAUACUAAGCAAAAUUGUCUUAAUGUUUUUGAUGUUUUAUUGUAAUGAAUGACAAAAUCUUGAGAAUAAUAAGGACUUUUUAUUAAAAUGUUGCCAAGAUUAUUUUGGAGUAUAAUACUGAAAAUGUACUUAUUUUCAUGCACUCAAAUCAUUAAAUUUUAAUAGAUUAGCGCAUUGAUAGAUUAGCACAUCCCAAAAACAUGCAAUAGAAAACAAUACAAGAACUCCAAUUCGUGCAUUCAUGAUUUAGCGCAAUAAUGACAAGCACUGAAAUAAGACAACCAAUAAAAUAUGUACGUUGACAGUAUUUCGGUGCAAGAAGAUUGGGAGAAUGCCAGUUUUGAUGUAUUUUCCUUGCAAGAUUUUACCACCUUAAGCUUAAACGUAGAACACAUUUACUGCACUGUGUCGCACUGGUUGUAUGUUCCUAGCAAAGUCAUUGUGGUGUACCCCAACAAAAGAGUUAUCUUGUGAAGAUCACACUAUCAAAUUUUCAUAUAAUGAUGCAUUUCCUUACAUUUGUUACUUAGGGUUCGUUAUGAAAGCGUACCUAUGUGUGUUGUGUUGUUAUCAGUUUUGACAAUGUCGUGGUAAAAUGAUUAACUGUGAGUUCAGACAAUAUUUUUACCUGGUAUACAUGUGUUAAAUACUGAAAGAGAAGAAAAAUACAUCGUACUUGUACAUAAUAUUGUAGAACUUGAACCUCCAUGAGUACUUCUAUUUAAGUACAGUAUUUACAUUUUACAUAUCAUUCUGCUGAUUAGCUUUCUGCUGUCUGCAGCUGGUAUGUUGGAACUUGAGUCAGUUAAAUCAUUCCUGUAAUGUCUAUAAAUGUAUUCAUAAACUUUGAAUCCACAGUUAUAGUAAAAAAAAUGUAAAGGUACUUUUAAAUGUUCAUUGGGCAUUUCAUGUUACAUGGUAGACUGUUUUAAGACUUACAAGUCAAUUAUUUAUCUGGUGAACAUGGUUAUGUAUAAAAGGAAUACACACCUUAUGUCUUUAGAUGCAGAAAAGUUGUAUAAUAAAGAUAUUAACAAUAAAGGAUUAACAAGUUGUAGUUUCUAUAAAUCUUGAAUCUGUUCAAUAUAAAAACUGAAGAGUUUAGCACAAUGACUAGAUAAAUGGCUCUAGCCACUUUGUUAGAUCCAGUUUCACAAAAAAUCCUACAGGUUCUAAUCUUAAUUUUCCCUAUUAGCUUUAGUGAAAGAAAAAAAUUAACAAGGUUACAGAACAUUUAUGAUACUGAUGCAUAAUUUCUAAAUUCAUGUAAGGGUACUUAUAUAUAUUAUAUAUAAUGAGGAAACUUCAUGGAGCAUUUUAUAUUGGAGUGAAGAUGGACCUGGUCUAAUUGAGUUUAUUUCUUUUUCUUUAAACAUAUCUAAGUUGCAUUAAAAGAGUAUUAUUAUUAAGUAGUGUCAAUAUGUUUUGUGGAAAUUUUCAGCAAGUAACUGAAAUUUUUAUUCUGUUUGAAUGUGAGCAAAUAUCCGAAUAUGUGAGCAAAUGAUAUAUACGUGAUACUGAUUUAGAAAUAAACAUCAGUUUAAGAAUCAAGUGUCAUUUUAUUUUCACCAUCAUAUUUUAAAAUACAUCAGCAAUAUGUAGAAUUAGAAACAUUGAAGCAAAGGAUUUAAAAAAAAAGUGAAUGAACAUGAAGUUAUACAUUUUCUAGCAAUUUCUUUUAUUAUCAUUAUGUACUUUAUCAAAUAAAGCUGUCUAUAAAAUCCUGUUACAUCCAUGUCAUCAUGGAUCAGUUUCUAUUUCUGAAACUGUUCGACAUUGCUUUUGUUGGUUUUAUGAUGUAGACCAAGUGUACAACAGCAUGAUGCUAUUUUUAUGAAAAUAAAUAAAGGUAAAAAACAAAAA
Mizuhopecten yessoensis (Yesso scallop) is the source of this 3165-nucleotide messenger RNA. Its product is annotated as mortality factor 4-like protein 1. The record is from RefSeq and is a predicted model, not a curated record. The transcript has 10 exons. Bases 308 to 1036 code for a protein of 242 amino acids. Gene Ontology annotation, biological process: chromatin organization; regulation of DNA-templated transcription. Lineage: Eukaryota; Metazoa; Mollusca; Bivalvia; Pectinida; Pectinidae. Gene Ontology annotation, cellular component: NuA4 histone acetyltransferase complex; nucleus.